Messenger RNA from Seriola dumerili (greater amberjack), 2003 nucleotides. RefSeq names its product complement C9 (gene c9). Gene Ontology annotation, molecular function: protein binding. Gene Ontology annotation, biological process: immune response. Lineage: Eukaryota; Metazoa; Chordata; Actinopteri; Carangiformes; Carangidae. Bases 12 to 1763 code for a protein of 583 amino acids. The record is from RefSeq and is a predicted model, not a curated record. Gene Ontology annotation, cellular component: membrane attack complex. The transcript is spliced from 11 exons.
AAAGGUGCAUCAUGAGGACAGCUCUCCAGCUGGGCUUCUGUGGCCUGUGUCUAACCUUGGCACUUCUUGGAAAAGGGAUGGGAGAUGAAAAUCUUGCUCCAGCACCAGUGAACUGUGCAUGGAGCCGCUGGUCAAUGUGGAGUCCUUGUGAUCCUUGCACAAGAACCAGAAGGCGGUCUCGAAGUGUGACUGUGUUUGGCCAGUUUGGAGGCGAGCCCUGCCGGGAUGCAAUUGGGUUUGCAGAGGCCUGUGUAGCAACUAGUGAUUGUCACACAACACAGCCCACCAGCUGCUCAGCCUCAGAGUUCCAGUGCGAUACAGGUUCUUGCAUUAAGAUGAUGUUAAAGUGCAAUGGGGACAUUGACUGCGAAGAUGGAUCAGAUGAGCAGAACUGUACACUUGGGCGUAGACCGUGUGGUUCUGCAUUCCUGGACAAUAAUGAGCAAGGCAGAACAGCAGGAUACGGAAUCAACAUCUUGGGCGCAGCUCCUCGAAUGAACCCCUUCUUCAAUGAUUACUUCAAUGGACAGUGUAAUCGAGUGCUGAAUCCAGACACUAAGCAGUAUGACAGAAUUCCCUGGAAUGUCGGUAGGCUCAACUAUGAGACCCUAGUGAAGGAAACUGUCUCUAGAGAGAUCUAUGAAAGCACACACAGCCUUGUGAGGGAACUGCUGAGAGAAAAUUCCUUUAAUCUUGAUGCUGGACUUUCCUUCAAAUUCACCCCAACUGAGGAGUCCAUGUCUAAGCUGACUACAAACCUUGAUAUUAGUGGAGGAUUCGGGAUAAAAACAAUGAUUAAGAAAGUCACCGAAGUCACCAACAUUCAGAACAGGAGCUACAUGAAGGUGAAGGGCACAGUACAGCUGAGCACCUACAGGAUGCGCUCCCGUGACCUCAAAGUAGCUGAUGAAUUCCUGUCGCAUAUCCAAAGUUUGCCUUUGGAGUAUGAGAAGGGUAUUUAUUUUGCCUUCAUCGAGGACUAUGGAACCCACUACACCAGAAACGGGAAGUCCGGCGGUGAAUAUGAGCUGGUCUAUGUUCUCAACCAUGAUGCCAUCAAGACAAGAAAUCUGACGGAGAGAAUGGUUCAAGAAUGUGUCAAAGUGGGCAUCGGAGUGUCUUUAAGUGGUACAGUAGAAGCAAGCGCUAACGUUAAACCUGAAUUUUGUGAUGACUUCACAAAUAAAGAAGAAGGUAACACUCAUGGAAAAGCAGUGGUGGACCAGGUGAUGACAUCAGUCAGAGGAGGUACAACACAUUCCGCCAGUGGUAUGAGGGCUCAAUUAAACAAGGAAGGAGUGAUGGACCUCCAAACGUAUCAGAAUUGGGCUCAGACCAUCGCUGACGCCCCUGCACUACUUAGUAGUGAGUCGGAGCCCAUCUAUAUGUUAGUUCCAUUGGAUAUGCCUGAUGCUAACACCAGGAUAUCCAACCUGAGGAAGGCCACAACAGACUACAUAGCAGAGUAUAAUGUGUGCAAGUGUAAGCCUUGUCAUAACGGAGGCACUCUUACUCUGGUGGACGGGAAGUGUUUGUGUCUGUGCCCUCUCCUGUAUGAUGGCUUGGCCUGCGAGAACUUCAAGGGUGAUAAAGCUAAAUACGGGGGUCAAAAACCUAUUGUCAAUCAGGAAGGUAACUGGUCAUGCUGGAGUGCCUGGAACAGCUGUAGUGGAGCGAAACGCACCAGGACACGCCAAUGCAACACAGACGGGAUCAGUGGAGCUCAGUGCAGAGGCGACACCAACCAUGAUGAAUACUGCUAAGCAGAAAGACGACCACGUAGCAAACAUAAUCUCUCUUUCUCGCUCCUCUCACUCACACACACACACACACACACACACACACACACACACACACACACGAUAAAAAUAUGUGUGAUAAAAACCAAAAAGAUUUAAAGUCAUCAGAACUUUUUGUAUUUACGCUUAGUUAGGAGAACAGUGUCAUCUUGAGGUUGGUACUAGACAAUACAGCUAAUAAAAUUCAUUUGAAAAAUUUUUUAA